AUGGGCCAGUUUAUUGCAAAGAUGCUGAUCUGGCUAGCACUCGGAGUUUUCUUGGGCAUCCAUAUACUCGGUGCCCGUGCGGUUUGCAAUGUGUGUGCCUCCGUGUCCAAUGUGGCCUGUAUAUCGAACACCGCAUUUCAAUUCUGCUCCGGCAGCGCCUUGCCUUUUGGCCCCGUUUACAAGUGUCCCACGGGCUAUUAUUGCACGGCAAAUGACGCUACGUGCAACACAGAUGUGGCCCUGAGAUCCUGUAUAGGUUGUGGCACCUGCAAUAGUGACAACACUUUUGCGUGCCUCACCGCGACGACUUUUGCCCUGUGCCUGGGAACAUCGACUCCUUCCCAGAUCGUCGGAAGUUGUGGCUCCAGCUAUGUCUGCGAUUUCGAUAAUCCGUAUAUUUGUGGUAGUCCAGCGGCGGGGUCACAGGCCACUUGUCCAGGUGAUAGUACUGGCACUGGACUGGAUGUCUCCGCAGUAACACCUACCACCUAUUGUUCCAUCGUCCAGCAGCACGGUCGAUUUCCCUAUGGCAUUGAUCUCAACACGACCUGCAGGCAGUACAUAUAUUGCUUUCUGAAUGCAAAUAACUGGGCGGGAGGCCUCUACUACUGUCCUGGGCAAACCUACUUCAAUAGCUCAUCCAGGUAUUGUGGCACCGAAGUGCCAGCCAGGUGCACUGAUGGAAUCGCCAGCUUGACACUUACCAGUCCAUAA
Drosophila erecta is the source of this 714-nucleotide messenger RNA. RefSeq lists its product as uncharacterized. Gene Ontology annotation, cellular component: extracellular region. The record is from RefSeq and is a predicted model, not a curated record. NCBI's taxonomy places the organism in Eukaryota, Metazoa, Arthropoda, Insecta, Diptera, Drosophilidae. Bases 1 to 714 code for a protein of 237 amino acids. The transcript is spliced from 3 exons. Gene Ontology annotation, molecular function: chitin binding.